Molecule: messenger RNA, 639 nt
Organism: Sesamum indicum (sesame)
Lineage: Eukaryota; Viridiplantae; Streptophyta; Magnoliopsida; Lamiales; Pedaliaceae
Source: RefSeq, a predicted model, not a curated record
AUGCCUGCAGCAUCUUUCCAAAGCCAACCCGAAGGGAGCAAAAUGCCCUCAAGGGGUUGGGCUCUUCAGUCUAAGAGGACUCUGCACCAGUUAGCGGUUGAGGCUGGAUACCACUGCCUCUGCUCUUUGCUUGGCCCUGAUGGUUAUCCUGUUGUCUUCAGCUCUCCGCUUGCACUCUUCUUCUCAAACUGCUACAUAUCACUGCCUCCUUUAACUCAUUGCCAUGUUUUAGAUCCAGACCCUCUUGUGUUUGCACCACCAGUUGCUGCACUGCCGCAGCCGCGGCCACAGCCGCCUCCGCCGUCUAGUCCGACGAUGCCGGUGCAAAUGCCGCCAAAUCUGCCAAGGGACGACCAGUUUGUGCCUUUGCCUCCAAAAGUGAAUGAAAUCCUUGUCAAUUCUGAGGGCCAGAAUUCUUCCAUGGCUGAUGGGAAUGACAAUUCAAGCCUCAGCGGCAGCAGUCCUCCCGCGAAGCUGAGCAUCCCUGAGACGUCAGAUAGUGCAAAAAUGCUGCUGCUGCUCUCAAGAAACCUGCUUAUCAUAGUUCCAGUUUUUGCAUGUAUUGCAUGAGAUCAAUUUCAUUACUUUGUAGAUUCCAGAAAUCCGGUUUUGGCUUGUACCCGAUCCAUGUAUAUUUUA